CCAAAAGUGAUUUCCUCCAUUCAAUUCAACUAGGAGCACUCAAGUCCAUUCUUUUUUCGUCUCAUAACCUUAAAGACCGUAGCUCGACAUAAAACGCAACCACUACACAGCAAAGGCGUACUUUUAGGUCAACAACCAACGUCGCAAGCGCUUCAUCAACACAAUGGUCUUCAGAGUCUACCUACUCGCCGUUAAGGCGCCCUCUAUCUCCCUCGAGGAAUUCAAGGAGCAAUGGGACGUUCACCACAUCAAUCUGCUGAAGGAGAUUGCCGGCGAUGACUACCCUCAAAAUCACUCUCACCAAUAUCCAAAACAAGCUAAAGGCCCGGCGGACGCUAAAUACGAUGGAAUCGGAUUUUUGGAGUUCAAGGACAAGGCGGCAUUUUUGAAGCUCAGGGAAAUUACUGGGACUCCGGAGAACAAGGCGAAGCUCGAAGCGCACGAUAAGACGUUUUUGGACAUGGAAAAGAUCCAGAUGUACAUAGUAGAUGAUGAAGAAUGAUGAACAUGUGUAUACCGUCACUGGGUGACAAAACUGAGCAUCUUAGCUUCACAUCAUACACUUAUUCACUUCUCUCGCAUCUUCGAUUCCAAUAACUAAGUAAUACAUCC
Molecule: messenger RNA, 612 nt
Organism: Aaosphaeria arxii CBS 175.79
Lineage: Eukaryota; Fungi; Ascomycota; Dothideomycetes; Pleosporales
Exons: 1
Coding region: 164-502 (112 amino acids)
Molecular function (GO): oxidoreductase activity
Source: RefSeq, a predicted model, not a curated record